GAAUAAAAGGAAUAUUGGAAAGACUACUACCAUGCAUAAUAGAAUUUCUACUUCUGCAGUGGAAUAACAGUGGAGCAGUAGGUAAAAUGAAGUGCUCCCUCUACUGCCUACCACUAAAAAAAAAGUAGAAAGAGAGCCAUUGAUCAAUCGCAUUCUAACCUAUCAGGGACAUAUCUUGGACCAGUGUGACACUGGUAGCAUUCGACAUUGCAUUCAAGCAAGCAUGCAGUUGUGCAUGGUUUUCACCAAACAAUUGUCUGCUCAUUGAACUCUGAGUCCUUUUGUCUUUACAUUCCCACCAUUAACAUCAUCAGUUACUGUCAGCAGAGGCUGAGGCCAGCAGCAGCUAAAGAAGGCUUUGAUGGUUGCUUGACUCUGCACAAAGCCUAGGAUCAUGCAACAUUUUCCGACACAUGGAAUGCAAUGUAGUUUUAGUGUGCUGCAAGCAUCUUCCCUGGCAUUCAAUGGAAACAUGAAGUCCUAUCAGAUUCCCUUGCAUGGAUUCUUGCCACUCUUUUCUUCUUCUGCAAAUUGCGCUUAUAUCCAACUUGCAUCUAACAAACACUUUCAGCAUUUGUUGAAUCAAAUGUUGGUGAGAUAUAUUUCUGUAAUGAUCUGAAAAGCAUGCUCUAUAUUGUCCCCUCACACUCCACAGUUAUCUGAAUCCAUAUAUAUCAGCAAACUACUUUUGUUCCCCUGGUUAAGACAUUGCAUUCCUUGAUGUUACUACACUUUGGUCUCCUAAGGAAACCGCUACUUCCUCUUUUCAGCUUUACCUGCUCAUCCCAGACAAAUCAAGCUGCCCUCUCCUCACUUUCUCUUUUUUUUAGCUUGAAUCAACAUAACAUGCAUUGUUUUCCCAAGACUUGUUCCAUUUGUGACUUCCUAGAUGAAACUAGCCUUCAGCAGUCUUUAUUCAUUGCUUUUAUCAUCUUUGUCAAAUCAUAAUUGGUAAAUAUGCAGCUUGAAGUCCAUAAUAAUUCUUACGGAACGAGAGCUAACCUAGGAUUCUACAUUAUUCCCGGAUGACUUAAAACCACCUUAUAUGAGCAGCUUUAAGCACAGAGUGCAACCAGUUGUGAUCCUUUUCUGUGUCUCCUCCUGAUGCCUGAGCCUUUAUCUUGACAGUAAGCUCAGGGAAGACCAGUUGACUGCAUUGUUUUCUUCGAGCAGGGAAGCGAGGAUUGCAUUGCAUGAGACGUUUGUGAGGCAAAAGCAGCACUCAAUCUUGGGAGGCUUCACCAGGGAUUCCUGAGCAAACAGUGCAGUGUGUCCACUUUAAUACACCUGGGAGCUUUCAAGCUUUUAUACCCCAAAAAAGAAGAGAAAGAGAAGAAGCAGGACUUCACCUUCUUGGAUUCUCUCUGAAGCCCCUCUUCUUCUCCCUGAAUUUAAUCCCUUCUUCUCCUCUUUCUCAGAAGCCCCCUCCAUGGCUAGUCCCACUGCAAGAGCCCUUCUCUUGCUCUCCUCUCUCCUGCUUUCCCUCACCCCUCCUUCCACUGCCUCUCUAAGGAAGCAAGCUUCCGUCCUGAUCUCCAUCAAGCGGUCCUUCCACAGCUCAGAGUCUUUUCUCCCCAGCUGGAACCCGUCCAACCAUGCAUCGCUUUGCGCAUGGGAUGGCGUCCGCUGCGACGCGGCCAUGCAUGUGGUCCUCGCGCUCGAUUUGUCCAACUUGAACAUCUCCGGCUCCCUCUCCCCGGUGAUCGGAGAGCUGAAAGGCCUUACUUACCUCUCGGUCGCCGGAAACAGCCUCUCCGGUCUGUUCCCGUCCAGUGUCGGGAAGCUCGCGGGCCUCAGGCAUCUCAACGUCUCCAACAACCAGUUCAACGGCACCUUGAGUUGGAGCUUCUCGUACAUGGCGGAACUGGAAGUCUUGGACGCGUACAACAAUGACUUCUUCGGGGCUCUUCCUGUCGGCCUCUCCAAGCUCCCGAAGCUCCGGCAUUUAGACCUCGGAGGGAACUACUUCUCCGGCACGAUCCCCGCGGCCUAUGGAGGUUUCAGGGCUUUGAGCUACCUCUCAGUUGCAGGGAAUGAUCUUGGCGGCUUCAUACCUCCCGAGUUGGGUAAUGUCACCACGCUGAAGCAGCUCUACUUGGGCUACUACAAUGAGUUCGAUGGCGGAAUUCCGGCCGAACUCGGGAGCUUGAUCGAUCUCGUCCAUCUCGACCUCUCGAGCUGUGGAUUGGAGGGGGAGAUCCCACCGGAACUGGGAAAUCUCAAGAAGCUGGACACGCUCUUCCUGCAGACGAAUCAGCUCACCGGCACCAUCCCUCCCCACCUCGGCAACUUGAGCAGCUUGCGGUACCUCGACAUCUCCAACAACGCACUCACCGGCGAGAUCCCGAAGGAGUUCGCGGAGCUGCAUCAGCUCAGCUUGCUGCACAUGUUCAUGAACCGGUUUCAUGGCGAGAUUCCAAGGUUCGUCGCCGAGCUGCCAAAUCUGGAGGUCCUCAAGCUGUGGCAGAACAACUUCACCGGUGCGAUCCCGGCCGAGCUAGGGCGAAAUGGCAGGCUCCGAGAGGUCGAUCUCUCCACCAACAAGCUCACUGGAUCGGUCCCGAGAUUCCUCUGCUAUGGCAGGAAGCUAGAGAUACUGAUCCUGCUCAAAAAUUUCCUCUUCGGUUCACUGCCGGAUGAUCUCGGAGAUUGCACGACGCUCUUGAGGGUCCGCAUGGGGCAGAACUACUUGACUGGGUCUCUUCCAAAGGGUUUCCUCUACCUACCGGAGCUGUCUCUGCUGGAGUUGCAGAACAAUUACCUCACCGGAGCCAUGGCGGAAGAGACCGCCAAGAAGCCUGCGAAGCUCGUCCAAUUGAAUCUCUCCAACAACCGCCUCUCCGGGCCCCUUCCGUCCUCUAUCGGGAACUUCUCGUCGCUGCAGAUGCUUCUUCUCAGCGGCAACCAGUUCACCGGGGAGCUGCCGUCUCAGCUGGGUGUUCUUAAGCAUGUUCUCAAGAUAGACGUGAGCAGGAACAACUUCUCCGGUGGAAUUCCCCCUGAGAUUGGUGAUUGCAUCUCGGUCACGUACUUGGACCUCAGCCAGAACGAGCUCAUCGGACCGAUACCAGCUCGACUAUCUCAAGCUCGAGUGCUGAGCUAUCUAAACCUGUCAUGGAAUCACCUGAGUGAGAGCAUCCCGCAAGAUAUCGGAAGCAUGAAGAGCCUCACUUCUGCAGACUUCUCGCAUAAUGACUUCUCCGGCAGGAUACCGGAAACCGGCCAGUUCGCCUACUUCAAUGCUUCGUCCUUCCUCGCCAACCCCCGGCUCUGUCGAUCAGCUUCAGAUCCAUGCAGCUCGUCAUCCAAAGACCAGCAUCACGGCGUCAAGUCCCAGCUCCCUGGAAAGCUCAAGCUCCUCUUCGCGCUGGGUCUGUUAACAUGCUCCUUAGUCUUCGCAAUCACGGUGGCCAUCAAGACUCAGUCGAUGAUGAAGAGGAACUCCAGGUCAUGGAGGCUGACAGCAUUCCAGAAGCUGGAAUUCACGAGCGAAAACAUCGUCGAGUGUCUCAAAGAGAACUGCGUCAUCGGCAGAGGAGGAGCAGGGAUCGUGUACAGAGGAACGACGCCCAACGGCGAGCAGGUUGCGGUGAAGAGAUUGCUGGGGAUCGGCAAGGGUUCCACGCACGACAACGGAUUGUCUGCAGAGGUGCAGACUCUAGGCAAGAUCAGGCACCGGAACAUCGUGCGCUUGCUCGCCUUCUGCUCGAACAAGGAGACGAACCUACUGGUGUACGAGUACAUGCACAAUGGGAGCUUGGGAGAAGCACUCCACGGGAAGAGAGGUGGGUAUCUGAAUUGGCCAAUGCGACUUCGGAUCGCAACGGAGGCAGCCAGGGGACUGAGCUACCUGCACCACGACUGCUGUCCUCCGAUUCUCCACAGAGAUGUCAAGUCCAACAACAUCUUGCUGGAUUUAGAUUUCGAAGCUCAUGUUGCAGAUUUCGGCCUGGCCAAGUACUUGAGGGACACAGGCGCCUCCGAAUGCAUGUCAGCCAUUGCUGGUUCUUACGGCUACAUUGCGCCAGAGUAUGCAUACACGUUGAAGGUGGAUGAGAAGAGUGAUGUCUACAGCUACGGGGUUGUCCUCUUGGAGCUCAUCACCGGCAAGAGGCCCGUGGGGGACUUGGGAGAGGAAGGACUGGAUAUAGUGCAGUGGGCGAGGAUGAACACCAACUGGCACAAAGAAGGGGUGGUCAACAUCAUGGACCGCAGGCUGAUCGAUGUCCCCAUGGAGGAGGCGAUGCAGGUAUUCUUCGUCGCCAUGCUCUGCGUCCAAGAGCACAGUGUGGAGAGGCCCAAGAUGAGGGAGGUCGUCCAAAUGCUCGAACAGACAAAGCAGUCACACUAUGCUCGGGCACACUGACUUGCCUUGGGCUUCUGUUGACUUGACACUAGUCAUGUUCAUCAUGGCUUCUGGUCAAGAUUGGGGUAGAUUUGUGUGCAUAAUCAUUUACUUUUGUAACAUCCCUAAGGAGACAAUUUUCUUUGAGCUCA
Molecule: messenger RNA, 4497 nt
Organism: Musa acuminata subsp. malaccensis (wild Malaysian banana)
Lineage: Eukaryota; Viridiplantae; Streptophyta; Magnoliopsida; Zingiberales; Musaceae
Product: leucine-rich repeat receptor-like serine/threonine-protein kinase BAM3
Biological process (GO): protein phosphorylation
Molecular function (GO): ATP binding; protein binding; protein kinase activity
Source: RefSeq, a predicted model, not a curated record